Molecule: messenger RNA, 1494 nt
Organism: Solea senegalensis (Senegalese sole)
Lineage: Eukaryota; Metazoa; Chordata; Actinopteri; Pleuronectiformes; Soleidae
Gene: tmod4
Product: tropomodulin 4 (muscle)
Exons: 10
Coding region: 148-1170 (340 amino acids)
Biological process (GO): myofibril assembly; pointed-end actin filament capping; muscle contraction
Cellular component (GO): myofibril; striated muscle thin filament
Molecular function (GO): tropomyosin binding
Source: RefSeq, a predicted model, not a curated record
AGAGAGAGUGAGGGGGUAAGAGAGAACAACUUUCUCCGGUUUCUUACUGCUGAGAGGCUUCAGCACUGUGCUUCUGUGAAGUGCCCUGCAGCAGCAGCAGUGUGUAUGUGUGAGUCUGUGUGUGUGUGAGCCGCAGCCUCAGGAGCCAUGUCGGACCCCAGGGACAUCGAUGAGGAUGCCAUCCUCAGGGGCCUCAGUGCUGAGGAGCUGGAGAAGCUGGACUAUGAGCUGCAGGAGAUGGACCCCGAGAAUGACAUGCUGCCAGCGGGCCUCCGGCAGCGUGACCAAACAAAAAAGAACCCGACGGGGCCGUACGACCGCGACGCCCUGAUGAAUCACCUGGAGAAGGAGGCCAUGGAGCACCCGGACAGAGAAGACCUGGUGCCCUUCACUGGCGAGAAGAAAGGAAAAACCUUUAUACCCAAGAAAGCACCAGAGAUUCCCGAGCACGAGCAGGUGCUCCUGGAACCAGAGCUGGAGGAAGCUCUGAAAAACGCCACUGAUGCAGAGAUGUGUGAUAUUGCAGCCAUCCUCGGUAUGUACACGCUGAUGAGCAACAAGCAGUACUACGACGCUCUGGGCACCACAGGAACCAUCGCCAACACAGAGGGCAUCAACAGUGUAGUGAAGCCAGAUCCCUUCAAGAUCUUCCCCGAAGAACCACCCAACCCCACCAACGUGGAGGAAACCCUGGAGAGAAUCCUCAACAACGACAGCAGCCUGAUAGAAGUCAACCUCAACAACAUCAAGGACAUUCCCAUCCCAACACUGAAAGAGAUCUUUGAGGCGAUGAAGGGCAACUCUCACGUUGAGUAUCUGAGCAUCGCUGCGACCCGCAGCAACGACCCUGUGGCCUAUGCAUGUGCUGAGAUGCUGCAGGAGAACACCAGCUUGCAGAGUCUUAAUGUCGAGUCCAACUUCAUAACCGCAGACGGCAUGAUGGCCAUCAUCAAAGCAAUGGCCAACAACGCCACACUGAUGGAGCUCAAGAUCGACAACCAGAGGCAGAAGCUCGGAGAUUCAGUCGAGAUGGAGAUCGCCUCCAUGUUGGAGAACAACUCCAGCAUCCUCAGGUUUGGCUACCACUUCACCCAACAGGGUCCCCGCGCCAGAGCCGCCAUCGCCAUCACACGCAACAACGACAUGAUUCGCCAGCAGAGAUUAAGAUGAAGCGCGAGAACAGAAUGAACCACGUCCGCCACCAGGGCAGCAGUGGCUCAUCCACUAACGUCAACAUCCAUCCAUGUCCACUGGAAACCAUUUCAUUUUCAUUUCCCCGCAGCCACCCUUUUGUAGACUGCUCGGUUCAUCCUCAUAAAGGCAUGUAUAGGUCACAAGCAAAAUGUGAAGUGUCUUUUUUUUGUUGUGCUUUUAGUUCCUCUGCCUUGCCCACAUCAUCCCAAACAAAGAGGUUUACUCAUUUUUCACUGUGGUGCUAUUCAUGGGAAGAAAACAAUCUGUAAAUACUUUAAAUAAAAAAAUAUAUAUGUUCAA